Messenger RNA from Papilio polytes (common Mormon), 1216 nucleotides. RefSeq names its product transmembrane emp24 domain-containing protein 5 (gene loj). The record is from RefSeq and is a predicted model, not a curated record. The transcript is spliced from 4 exons. Gene Ontology annotation, biological process: endoplasmic reticulum to Golgi vesicle-mediated transport; intracellular protein transport; Golgi organization. The coding region runs from base 30 to 734 and encodes 234 amino acids. Lineage: Eukaryota; Metazoa; Arthropoda; Insecta; Lepidoptera; Papilionidae. Gene Ontology annotation, cellular component: endoplasmic reticulum; COPII-coated ER to Golgi transport vesicle; endoplasmic reticulum-Golgi intermediate compartment.
CAUCAAAUUGUCACUAACAACAUCAAAAAAUGGCUCAACGGACGUGGCAUACUUUCUUCGUAUUAGUUUUAAUAUUUACGAUUUUAUCAAUUGUAGGCGAUGUUUUAUCAACAUCACCAGGGCCAUGGUACGAGAAUUUGCCAGCAGUCACCAUGGAUUAUAAAGUACACAUUGAUGCUGGCAAAGAAGAUUGUUACUUUCAGUAUGUGCAACCUGGUGCGACAUUUUACGCUAGUUAUCAGGUGUUAAAAGGAGGAGAUGGUAUGUGUGGUUUUGCGGUGCGACAUCCUAAUGGGCAGAUUGUACAUCCGUACGAAUGGCGGCAGAGCGCUGAAUACGCGGACCAGACGAGUUCGGGCGGGUACUACGCCGUGUGUAUUGACAAUCAGUUCUCCAGGUUUGCAGGCAAGCUGGUGAAUCUGUACUUAUCAGUGAUCAGAUAUGACAUGUGGGAGAAGUAUGCCAAGGAGGUGGAAGAGCUUGAUAUGAAUAUAAAGAAUUUUACACAUUCCAUUCAAUUUGUGGAGCACAACAUCAAUGAGAUCCUGCAGUAUCAGUACCAUUCCAGAGCUCGGGAAUCCCGAGACUUUAAUCUAUUGCAGGACAAUAAUGCUUAUGUACUUAGAUGGUCAUUCAUUCAGAUCUUAGCUAUUGCAGCUACGGGGACAUUGCAGGUUUAUUUUGUAAGAAAACUUUUUGAGGUUAAGGAUAACUCGUCCAAAACAAGAAUAUGAUUUAUUUGUUAUGUUAAGUUUUUUUAAUUGUUGUCUCCCUUCUGACUGAGUUCUGUGUUACUUGUCAUUCGUGUUUAAUGAUCUCCGAUUUUUUUUUAUUUUUAUAAGCAUAUUGGGAUGUAUUAAAAAAUCCCUGAAAUAAUACUCUCAAUUUCCACAAUGCAGUAAUAAUAAAUUAUUAUUUUUUUACUUUAAUAGUUAUAAUCCUUCGCUUGAUGUACAUAUUAAUUAUAUUUUUGAUGUUAUACAAAUUCCAAAUUUAUAUUAAAAGACAUAUUUUUGUAUACCUAUUUAGUAUGCAUAUCUGUGCUCUGCAGAAAUAUAUGUAUAUUUCUACUUGAAAAGUCUACCUAAUAAAGUUAACAAAUCAUGUGCCAAUUUUAUGUGGUGUUAAUUGUUAUAUUGUACAAAGAAUCUGAUUUAUUUGUGAUGAAUCGGCCUUGAAAAUGACUAUGGAAUAAUAUAAAUAAAUGUUGAGUACU